AUGUUGAUAAUGAUGAAAUGCUGCCGCGUGUUGCCAGAAGAACCUCCCGUUCCAGAGUUCAAACAUGUAGACGAAACAAAUUUGCAAGUCGUAGCAGAAUGGAAUAACGAGAAUGCCAUACAAAACGUACAGCUGCAUAUUCAGUUAGGUGGCAUUUGUGAUUACUUCCGUGCUCCAGUGCAUAUCGAUUUUCUUUUUACUCGAGCAUUUUUGCAAGGUGUGCUCACAAGUAUUCCAAGAGAAACACGAGAGCGGUCAACACACCCUUUCCUUGAUUAUUACCCUAACUGCCUUUAUGUUCAAAUUGAUGGAAUCAAGUUUGGAAAACGCAAGUAUAAUGGAGUUGUAAAUCACUCGAUUGGUCACGUCGCAUAUGAUCAGAAUCUAGGAAACAAUGUACGAGAGGCCGAGGUCCAUGAGCCGUCUAUUUUUACUCGUGGUACAGAUGGAAACCCACCUGGAGAUCAAGAGUUAAUACGCACAAGAGCAGCGAUUCGUGAAGCUUGGUACUUAGCUAAAUUUAACAGACGUGCUAAAAACAUCCAGGUAGAGGAAGCAAACCAUUUGGCAAAAGUAAAUCGUGGGCGCACUCUUCUUGGUGAAGUCGACGUGAGCUAUGACGAAGAUUCGUUGAUGAAUAGUGAUAAUGAUUACGAAGCAAUAAACGAAGAAGUUCAUGUAGAAUCAUUUGUUAAUUCUAAUUGGAGAUCACCAUCCCCAGUCGUGGUCGACAAUAUGUCGUCACCCAACAUUGUUGAUGGUUCAUUGAGCCCAGAAUUAUUGCAUGGAUUACACUCACCAUCUCUUUCAGCAAAUGAAGCAGCUGCAGUGGAUGCACCUAUUUUGUAUUCACCUUCAAAUUCACCUGUACCAAGUCCCAUUGUUCGCCGCACUCGUACUCGUGGUAGUUGUCGUCGAAGAGGUUGUCCUCGCAGUUUAAAGACUACAACUCGUGCGCGUGGUAGAAACAGUCAUGUCAAUCGUCGAUAA
Messenger RNA from Mucor mucedo, 990 nucleotides. RefSeq lists its product as uncharacterized. The coding region runs from base 1 to 990 and encodes 329 amino acids. NCBI's taxonomy places the organism in Eukaryota, Fungi, Mucoromycota, Mucoromycetes, Mucorales, Mucoraceae. The record is from RefSeq and is a predicted model, not a curated record. The transcript has 5 exons.